Molecule: messenger RNA, 648 nt
Organism: Paramecium tetraurelia
Lineage: Eukaryota; Ciliophora; Oligohymenophorea; Peniculida; Parameciidae
Exons: 2
Source: RefSeq, a predicted model, not a curated record
AUGUUAAGAACUAAUAUUUAGGACUUAUCUACUCUCCUCAAGGAAAAAGAAACUAGAUACACCUUCCGUAAACUUGAAAGAAAGGACGUUUAUAAUGCAUAAAGACUUAUGAUAAACGCGUUUCUUUCUCAUAAUCCAGUUAUAUAAUUACUAUAGGCGACAGAAGAAGACAUUAAAGUUUUACAAUCAAUAGACAUUUUUGAUCGAAUUAUACAAGAAAAUCUGUCAUAUGGGGCUUUUGAAGGAGACAAUCUAGUUUCUGCAUGUUUAACUUGUGAUUUAAAAACAGAUAUGUAGGAUGAAGGUGUGUAGCCAACUCCUGUGGCUACAGAAAUUAUUGGGAUUAUUGAUAUUUUAUUAGGUAAGUAUGUAGCAUCAAAAGAGAGAGAUUAUAAGGAGGUAGCUUAUCUAAACCAUUUGGGAACUCAUUCAAAUUAUUUAAGGUAAUCCUUAGCUGUUGUGUGUGCCUAUCUGUCUAUUGAAGAAUGUAGAAGGCAAGGAUUUAAAUAGCUUCUAACAGAAUCUUGGCAUCAGGGAACUUAUAGCACCUUUAGUAAAAUAUUUAACAACUUUGAAGUAAUCAAAGAAAUUCAUGAAAUUAAAUAAUCAGAAGUGAAACUUAUCUCAUUGGUUGGAUAAUUGAAUUGA